Molecule: messenger RNA, 2258 nt
Organism: Dichomitus squalens LYAD-421 SS1
Lineage: Eukaryota; Fungi; Basidiomycota; Agaricomycetes; Polyporales; Polyporaceae
Product: WD40 repeat-like protein
Exons: 10
Coding region: 864-2258 (464 amino acids)
Biological process (GO): negative regulation of transcription by RNA polymerase II
Cellular component (GO): transcription repressor complex; nucleus
Molecular function (GO): protein binding
Source: RefSeq, a predicted model, not a curated record
AUCAUCAUGCCUCCCUCCGAUUCCCACCUCGCCCCUUCGGAAACUUACGCUAAGGCACUCUUCCAAUUUUACGGGUAUCCGCUCUGGCACGCAGACCCUGAGGAAGACGAACAAUACGGUCGGGGGGAGGUCGAGCUUGGAUCGGUGGGAAGGGUCGACGAAGGGACAUUUUGUCAUCUUUUCAAGGCUGGGAGAGCGAAGGGUGAUAAGUUCAACCAGGGUAGAGUCCCGGAGAGUUUCGUAUGUUUCGAGCUGGAGAAUAUGGACAAGAAGAAACCUCGGCCUGUUAUUCUCAAACCAUACGUCAUGAGUCACCAUAUCUCAAAUCUCUCCGUCUCCGGGGAUGCAAGUCUUAAUCUCACCUCUCUGGCGACUGCCGGAGGCAGCCUGUCAUUCUCGUGUUCUCAAGACACAGGCGCCAUUCUGGUCCUAGAACCUCCUGCGAUGCAGACGAAAGUCUCACGGAGACGACACAUCGUCACAUAUGAGGACCUCUGGUUUGUGGUGGGAGUGGUGAAGACAACAAGAACACGGCGAGCUUCGAUCUAAAUUUCUCGAUCGACAAGCAAGACUGGUCAUAUGCCUGGUACAACAGUGGGCCGAUCUCCGAUCCGUUGCAGGCACAAUGCGCUGGUACCCUCAUAAGUGGACAGGACUCGGAGACUGAUCUAUCCGCACAGUCGACGCGACAGGAAAGGGAUCAGUGUCUCUUUUUCAACUACUAUACAGUGAAGAAGCGACUCUGGUUCGACAGAGUCAUUAAAGCCGCUGCUGACCCACACCAGCUUCCGCCCGGCGGACCUGACCUGGAAGGCAACGAGCCAGUCGGUUGUGAAGCAGACUCAGAUGAUGAGACGCAGAUCAUGGAGGGCCCUUCAGCAGCCUUUCAGACAUACACAACGUAUAACCCAGUGGCCCAUUUGCUUGACUACAUUAUCUCGCAUUCGGAAGCAGAUAUGGCGAUUGCAUCGGAUAGGGAUCUCAUUGCGAUACUUGGAGGAGCUGGACUUCCGGAAGACAUACCCGUCGGCUUAGAGGCGUACAAGCCUGAAGUCGAGGUAGACGGGAGUGGAGUAGGAACAGUGACUGUCGAUCCAACCUGGCUAGACAAACUAGUUGACUCAGAAAACUCCAUUCAAAUAGUUACGGAAUACGGACUUAGCGACGAGAAUGCACAAUCUCUGCCUGGGUCGCCCCAAGCAACUCUAGAUGACCUGAAGAUAGAGCAGGCCACCUUCGACCUUGUAGACCCUUCGUGGGAGCAAACUAAGGAAACGGAAUAUCACGACGAUUCCCAGACGGCGAAGCACAGGAAGGCCGAAAUGGCCGCAGGGGAGUCUGCUGCUAAGCGCCACACCGGAUCUAUCACCGCUCUCACUGUCUCCCCCGACAGCAAGUGGGUUACGAGUAGGUCAGACGAUGCGACGAUCAUCUUGUGGCAUACGAAGCGUCAGGAAGCAGUACACAAGUGGGAGUCACACGGAGGCAUCGUGUUGCACCUCGCGUUCUCCCCCGGUAGCGCAUUGCUCGCGUGCUCCGGUGGUGAUGGCUGCAUCACGGUGCGGGACAUGGAUGGUGGAGAGCCUCUCGCGACGCUUGUGGGUCACACACAGGCAGUACAUACCGUAGUCUGGUCUCCGGACGGCACCAAGCUUGCGUCGGGCUCAGACGAUAAGACCUACCUCGCGUCGGGCGACGUGGACCACAACUGCCGUGUGUGGAACGUGGAGACGGGCGCGUUGCACAAGCCGUUGGUCGGCCACAGCGGGAUGGUGUGGACUGCUGUCUUCGAUCAGGAGGACAACCGUAUUGCAACAGCGUCAGAGGAUGACAGCGUGCGGAUCUGGAAGGUUGAGACGGGUGAGGAGCUCUUGGCGCUACAUGAACACGGCGGAUCCGUAGGCGUUGUAGCGUUCUCAGAUGACGGGAAGCAAAUCCUCUCCGGCUCCAGCUAUGGGGCGCUGAGAAUAUGCGACUCAUUCAGCCGCGAGGGGAUCGUCACACUCCAGGGUCACGGUGGCAUGGUCAAUGCAGCAGCAUUCUCCCCUGAUGGCCUGUACAUCGCAUCGGCAUCAUCGGACAAGACUGUGCGACUGUGGCGUCGGAAGGACGGUACGAAUAUGCAUACGUUUGAAGAGCACAGCGAUGCAGUAACACAUGUAGUGUUCUCGCCCGACGGCGUGACGCUGUCGUCUGGAUCGGACGAUGGAUCUGUUUGCGUCCGAGUGCUCAAAGACAUUCCCGUUGUGUCAGAUUGA